Messenger RNA from Pelodiscus sinensis (Chinese soft-shelled turtle), 1401 nucleotides. The record is from RefSeq and is a predicted model, not a curated record. Lineage: Eukaryota; Metazoa; Chordata; Testudines; Trionychidae.
ACGGGUGUAGAUGUCAUUGGGUUUUCAGUAUACAAGAAAAUGGAUAAUUCAUUAUCCCCCACUCUCCCUCUCCCAACCUUCUUUGGGCCAUUCUAUUGAGCUAGCCACCAAAGAAUCCUGAAAAACUAACCGCUCCCUUGGAGGGGGGAAAAAAAAGUGUUUCCAGGAAUAAACCUUACAACCUCAGUAUCCCGCCUGCUUGUAGUGCCAUGCUGCUAUCCAUAGGAACCCGGCUGCUCGAUUUCAUCCAGUCUGUGGAUGGAAAUCGAAGAAACAUUUGUGAUGUCACUGAUGGAGCACGUGACUACCCCAGAUGGCUACUCUUGCUUCUCUGAAGUUGAAAUAGUCAACCCCAGGGUCUACAAGCUGGUGAUGGCCAACCUAGGACAAAUACAUUACGUGCCAUGAGUCCUAGCAGCCAUCCAAGGCUUGGUCUACUCUAUAGAUCUCGUUACCCCACAGUGACUUCAAUAACUGUGCCAUUAGCCUCCUCACGUAAGCUGAACUACCCUGUUCCUGUGAUUUGUGCCUUGGUAACCACAAUGAACGGACCGAAGGCAGAAGGACUUCAUUCCUGGAAGAGAUCUUUUCAUGUUCAAGGUCCUGGAGAUAACAGUGGAUGAGAAGCUGGAUCCUUACCAGAGAAUCCGCAUUCACCACCUGGUAGAAAAUGUCUUAUGGUUCCAUUGAUGGGAGUGGAUUCGGAAGCCGGAACCCCUUUGGAGGCCCGUCGAGACAAGGAUAUCAGCCCCUCGCCACCCAGAUCGAUCCCAAUGAACUGCAGGAAUUGUUUCAGGAAACUUCAACCAACAUCUUCCGAAUCAACUCUAACGUGACUUCCUUGGAAAGAACCCUCAGAUCCCUUGGGACCUCGAAUGAUACUCAAGAGCUGCGAGAUGGGCUGCAUGCAAGCCAGCAAGAGACCAAUAAAACCAUUACGACCAGCACCAAAGCUAUCAAGCAGCUGUCUGAGAUUGUCAGAGGUUCAUCUAGGCAAGAGCGACUGCAGCUGGACAGGUUGAAUAACCAGCUGUCUGAUGCCAUCCAGCGCUAUGGAACUGUACAAAAGAAAAUAGCAGAGAAGUCGAAAGCAUUGCUUCCUAGAGGACAGAGAAGCAGCAAACAGCAGAGUCCCAAGACCCCCUUCUCCGACCUGGCUGAUGAUGAAAAGAUCUUUAACGGAGGAGAUAGCAUGUGGAAGGACCAGAGUCAGGAUCAAGCCUUGCUCUCAGAAAUCACAGAGGAGGACUUGGAGGCCAUCCGUCAGCGGGAAGAAGCCAUACACCAGAUUGAGAGCGACAUGUUGGACGUAAACCAGAUCAUUAAAGACCUGGCCUCCAUGGUUUAUGAACAAGGAGACACAAUAGGUAGGUAUCACCAUUAGUGCUAAGGUAUGUGCUU